Messenger RNA from Dromiciops gliroides (monito del monte), 996 nucleotides. RefSeq names its product proteasome 20S subunit alpha 2 (gene PSMA2). Gene Ontology annotation, biological process: ubiquitin-dependent protein catabolic process. The record is from RefSeq and is a predicted model, not a curated record. Gene Ontology annotation, cellular component: proteasome core complex, alpha-subunit complex; proteasome core complex. The transcript is spliced from 8 exons. Bases 103 to 807 code for a protein of 234 amino acids. NCBI's taxonomy places the organism in Eukaryota, Metazoa, Chordata, Mammalia, Microbiotheria, Microbiotheriidae.
UACUAAGAUCACCAAUGAGGAGCCGGCGCGCGGGCGGAAGCGGGGCCGGGCCGGGGCGUCGUGCGCAGGCGCAGCGCCUCGGUCCGGCUACAACGGGGGAAGAUGGCGGAGCGUGGCUACAGCUUCUCGCUGACCACCUUCAGUCCUUCUGGGAAGCUUGUUCAGAUUGAGUAUGCCUUGGCCGCUGUAGCUGGAGGAGCCCCUUCCGUUGGAAUCAAAGCUGCCAACGGUGUGGUCCUGGCAACGGAGAAAAAGCAGAAAUCUAUCCUCUACGAUGAAAGAAGUGUCCACAAGGUGGAGCCAAUCACCAAGCACAUCGGCCUGGUCUACAGUGGCAUGGGCCCUGACUACAGAGUGCUGGUUCACCGAGCCCGGAAGCUGGCUCAGCAGUACUACCUGGUGUACCAUGAGCCCAUCCCUACAGCGCAGCUGGUGCAGAGGGUGGCUUCUGUGAUGCAAGAGUAUACACAGUCAGGUGGCGUACGUCCGUUUGGAGUAUCACUGCUCAUUUGUGGUUGGAACGAGGGCCGACCGUACUUAUUCCAAUCUGAUCCGUCUGGCGCUUACUUUGCUUGGAAAGCUACAGCAAUGGGCAAGAAUUAUGUGAAUGGGAAAACUUUCCUCGAGAAAAGAUACAAUGAAGAGCUGGAGCUAGAGGAUGCCAUCCACACGGCCAUCUUAACAUUAAAGGAAAGUUUUGAAGGGCAGAUGACGGAAGACAACAUAGAAGUUGGCAUCUGCAACGAGGCGGGUUUUAGGAGGCUCACCCCCACUGAAGUCAAGGAUUACUUGGCGGCCAUAGCGUGAUAUUCCAAUGACUGAAUCAUCUGAAGUUUCAAUUGAUUUACUGAUCUGAAAUGUUUCCAAAUGUUUUGCUUUUUCUGGUUUUUGCAUACUUAUUUCUACAUAGUUAAAUGGACUGAAGUUUUUAAAAAUGAUGUAAGAAUUAGGUGUAAAUCCUAAUAAACUACUCGAUCCAGCUGGUUGGGAACUUCA